Aspergillus calidoustus is the source of this 648-nucleotide messenger RNA. Lineage: Eukaryota; Fungi; Ascomycota; Eurotiomycetes; Eurotiales; Aspergillaceae. The record is from the annotation of a GenBank genome assembly.
AUGAUCCUCCCGUCCACGUCCUCAAACUCCUCCCAGUCCUCCUUCGACAGCCCCAUCAGCCCUCAGCAGAAUGCCGCCUCGUACAGCUGGUUCCCAUCCAUCCCGCGCCGCAGAGUCGAACUCCCCAAGUACCCUCGCUUCUACUCAACACCGCUGAACCAGGACCUGCCCGACUCGACCCCACUACAGAUCUACGGCCUGGAAGAGCGCGAGCCCUCUAUCGCUGAAAAGCCCCGCCGCUUCGUCCGCUUCUCGCGCGCCCUCGACGACAUCAAGGAAGACUUUUCACAGCCCCAGGCCCGCGGCGGCGCAGACGCAAUCCGCGCCCGGAGACAGUCGACGUUCUCGUCCUUCUUCUUCGACAACGGCUCGACGCCGACGUUGAAUGGGAGCGCUAGCGCCUCGGGAUCGGGAUUCUCGCGCGCUAGCUCAGUCUCCGGCGGCCACGGAUCCCGUACCAACAGCCCCGACUUUGAGAGACCUCCCGUGCCCCCGAUUCCAGAAGAUGUGCCCAUGUCUAUGAAACCGCUACGGCGGCUGAGUCGCCGGCUCUCGACGCUGAGUUUCUCGCAGAGAAAGGCAAGGUAUCGGGGUGGGAAUGCGAGCAUCUCACAGCCGAACCUGAUCGGGUCGUCCAACCACAUCUAG